AUGGUUAUCAUCAACCUGGCGUUCACCGCACCAAUUAACCCAGCGGGUGUCUCGCCUGUCCUCACAGAAGCCCAAGUAUGGAAGGGUCUCCAGCGCAAAGUCCGCAAAGCACACGAAUUCGUCGCACCCAUUCUCAAAUGCGAAGUCAUCAGUGAAGAAGAGACCGAAACAGGAACAAAAGUCACACGCCAAGUCACUUUCACCGACGGUGCACGCGGUGACACCGAUGCGGUUGUGAAGGAGAUAGUCCAUGAGUUUGCCCCAACCCGUGUCGAUUUCCGUCAACCAGACGGCAGCAACAUCUACAACAUCAUCAGCGUGGAUGAAGAUGGCAACUUGCUCAUGAACUAUGCUUUCGAAUGGCGACAUCCAGAGCUUGAUACAGAGAGCGAGAAGGCCAAGGAACAGCGGGAGAAAUAUUCCAAAAUGGCCAAGGUAGCCGUUCAUGGUUCCAUCGAUACUAUUCGCAAAUUGGUGAAGGAUGGCGAGCUUUAA
Fusarium pseudograminearum CS3096 is the source of this 495-nucleotide messenger RNA. RefSeq lists its product as uncharacterized. The coding region runs from base 1 to 495 and encodes 164 amino acids. The record is from RefSeq and is a predicted model, not a curated record. Lineage: Eukaryota; Fungi; Ascomycota; Sordariomycetes; Hypocreales; Nectriaceae. The transcript is spliced from 2 exons.